CCGUCCGAGUAGAUAUUUGUGCAGAUUCGAACAAAUUUACUCGUGUAAUGGAUACGAAAGUAUGAAAGUUAUCGGAAAUACGGAACAACAAGACCGGUGAAAAGUGACCGGCAAGUGCGCCGAUGCACCAUGGAAUAUAAAGAGAGUCGGGAAUGCAGUCAUUUCUCGUCAAGUCGCGCCCAUGACAACAUCACCGAGUGUGUAAGUGCACAUCUGCUUUCUACCAGCGUUGCGCUUGCGUUUCAACGUUCGAACAGUAUAAUUAUAAUCGUACGAUCGAGUCGAAAGCAAUGGACAAAGAACCGAUCGUAUUCUCGUAUUUGGAGAAUGAAACGAAAGAAAAGUUAGAUGAGAUGUACGGUGUCAAUCCUGCCUUCCUCCGAGUGCAACCGAGCCGCUGCUUAUUGCCACCGCAAUUUGUCUUCUACGCGCAAAAGAUACGCGACCUGAAGGUGUACGAGGAUGAUGUUUGGAUGGUCUCGUUUCCUCGGACUGGCAGCCAUUGGAUGCAGGAAAUGGUGUGGUGUAUCGGGAAUGAGUUCGAUUACGAGAAAAGUCGCACACAUUUUCUCGAACGGUGUCCUCUGCUCGAAAGUUCAGCUAUCUGGAUUGGCGAGCAGUUUAAAAUUCCUUUAACGAAAUUAGGCGAUCCACUUGAGUACGUGGCAAAAAUGCCGAGACCGCGAUAUAUUAAAACGCACUUACCUUGGGCCUUAUUGCCACAAGAACUUAGCGAGAAAAAGCCAAAGAUAAUUUACGGCGCGAGAAAUCCAAAGGACACGUGCGUCAGUUUUUAUCACUACUGCAGAACAUUUCACAAUAUGCAAGGAAGCUUCGACGAGUUUGCGGAGUUAAUGCUGCGAGAUAAUAUUCCCAUGGCUCCCUUUUGGAAGCAUGUUUUGCCAUUUUGGAAGAUGAGAGAUCAAGAAAACAUCUUAUUCCUUAUGUACGAAAAAAUGAAACGGGAUCAAGCUGGGGCAAUUAAGAAGACGGCAACGUUUUUAGGCAAGAACGUGACGGAUGAACAAAUCGUCGAACUGUGCGAACACCUGAAAUUUUCGAAGAUGGCCACGAACCCGUCGGUGAACUUGGAAAAAUUGCUGUCGGAUGAGGCGCGACAGGAAGAUCCAAAUUACAAGUUUAUCAGGAAAGGCAAAGUCGGGGACUGGAUAAACUAUAUGUCGAAGGAUCUGUCACAGCGUUUCGAUGAAUGGACCGAGGAGCAUUUGCGCGGGACCGGCCUGCAGUUUCACACGGAUCUUGUUGGUGACGAAGAAUAAAUGAAUCAUGCGAAACUGCAAUACUACCCAGUAAGCAGGAAAUAUUAAAUCAAUCUUUCGAAAUAAUGAUAAAGACGUCUUUAAGGCGUCUUAAAGACAUUUUAAAGACACUUUGAAGUCGACCUACUUACGGACGACUUUAAAACGUCUUAAAGAUAUCUUAAAGUCAUCUUACAUCCCGGUUUUACGUUUAAUGCUAUCGGGGUAAGCAUGUAAUGCGAGCAAUAAUACAUUUACCGUAAUCUAGUAAUGGUAUUUUAUAUUCUGUUGGUAAUAUUUGUUACGUAGAGUAAUUGAAAUUAAGGCUCUUCGGUUCUCGCUACUG
Molecule: messenger RNA, 1605 nt
Organism: Dinoponera quadriceps
Lineage: Eukaryota; Metazoa; Arthropoda; Insecta; Hymenoptera; Formicidae
Gene: St2
Product: sulfotransferase family cytosolic 1B member 1-like
Exons: 7
Coding region: 291-1280 (329 amino acids)
Biological process (GO): sulfation
Cellular component (GO): cytoplasm
Molecular function (GO): sulfotransferase activity
Source: RefSeq, a predicted model, not a curated record